Messenger RNA from Hordeum vulgare subsp. vulgare (domesticated barley), 1427 nucleotides. Its product is annotated as protein POLAR LOCALIZATION DURING ASYMMETRIC DIVISION AND REDISTRIBUTION-like. Gene Ontology annotation, biological process: asymmetric cell division. The transcript is spliced from 3 exons. Bases 36 to 1190 code for a protein of 384 amino acids. The record is from RefSeq and is a predicted model, not a curated record. Lineage: Eukaryota; Viridiplantae; Streptophyta; Magnoliopsida; Poales; Poaceae.
CCGAAUCCCCUCGCCAUCCAGAGUCUCGAUCGCAAAUGGCAAUGGAGAGGAGCACGGCCGAAGCGCUGCCGCUGCCCCCGCGCCUCUCGGCCUCGCCGCCUUCAUCGCCCGCCACCGUCGGCGCCCUCCUCACCAAUGCUGCCGGCGUCAGCAGGAUCCGGCGCGAGUGCCGCUCGCCGCGGUCCUUGCUGUCGCGCAUACUCGGCAGGGGCGGCGGCGGGUUCGGCUGCCGCAUGCGCAUCCCCCGCUACUGCUCUAGCGGUGCCGGAGCGGCCGUCAAGGAGGACGCUGUAGAGGAGGAGGUGGCCGUGCUCGCGCCUAAGGUGGUGGUGGCGAGCAAGCAAGAAGCAGAGGUUCGCGAGUCGCCUCGGAGUUCCCUGCAGGGGAUGAAGGCGGCGCCGGAUCAGGUGUCGGCGGCGAGCCUCGGGCUGGGCGCGGGCCUGGUGCUUCUGCUGUCCAGGGGCGCGGCGGAGCUCAGCAGGAUGGCGGAGCUGCGCGCCCAGAUGGAGCGGCUGGUGCUGGACGUCAGGGCGGAGGCGCGUGGCAGCAGCCGCUCCGACGUGUCCGACGGCCGCGCCGACGACGGGGCUAGCGUCGUCAAGGAGCGCAUCGUCUUGGCCGAUGGCGGCGGCGGCGAGGACGCCUCGUUGUCCCGUGGUUCGGGCGAUGCCGCCUCGGCAUGCGGUGAUGCCGGCGUUGGAAAUGCCGCCGCAGCCAUGGACCAGAUGGAGGCAGAGCUCGAGGCUGAACUGACGCGCCUGCAGCUCGACUCCGACUCCGACCAUGACGAUGAGGAGGAAUGCGUGAGACCGCGGCGAGAUCACCAGCUCGAGUCUGACGCGAAGAGCGACAUCUCCUCGGAGAGCGGCUCCCCUGCUUGCGUCGACAUCGACGGUGUCGUCACCGACGCGGCGACAGAAUGCAAGGAACACGAAGACAACGAGGAGGAGGAAGACACCGAGGAGGACGAGGAAGAUAGCAAGCCGUGCCACGGCGGCGUGCCGGCGCGGGUGCUGGAGCGGAGGCUGCACGAGCUCCUGCAGUCGCGGCACGAGGAGCGGAUCGCGGAGCUGGAGACGGAGCUGCAGCGCGCGCAGAGGAAGCUGAGGGAGAAGGAGCGCGAGGUGUCCCGGUGGCGCGACACCGCAAAGCUCGUCUCCCGCCACAAGGACGAGUCGCUGCUCCGGUAAAACAAAACCACCGACGACGGAUACCCGCGCGCGCACGUUCCUUCUUUUGUGCCAACCAGAAAUCAAGCUGGAAAUGGACGAAAGAAUGAUGACCGCUGGAUCUUAAUCUAACGGCGCGGAAAAUCGGCUCGCCCAAAUUAAAUUUCCAUGUGAUUUACGCAUCCGGCUAUUGUACUCCAGCGGUCAUUGUACUCCCUCGUGUGCUUCUUUGCACAGAAAUGAUGAAUCUAGGUGUUU